Molecule: messenger RNA, 6883 nt
Organism: Anguilla rostrata (American eel)
Lineage: Eukaryota; Metazoa; Chordata; Actinopteri; Anguilliformes; Anguillidae
Gene: hlcs
Product: holocarboxylase synthetase (biotin-(proprionyl-CoA-carboxylase (ATP-hydrolysing)) ligase)
Exons: 11
Coding region: 133-2916 (927 amino acids)
Biological process (GO): protein modification process
Cellular component (GO): cytoplasm
Molecular function (GO): biotin--[biotin carboxyl-carrier protein] ligase activity
Source: RefSeq, a predicted model, not a curated record
GGUAGGAUGACUGUUCAGGCGAUGGGCGGAGUAGGUCGGGCAACAGGGAAGCAACAGCGAGAACUACUCAGAAUGUCUACCUGAGGUCUGAGGCCAGAUGGGCUCCAGGACGGCUUUUCCGAUGAGACAAAAAUGCUCAUUACGCUGUGCUACGUCUAUCUGUGGGUGCGCUUUCAGAAGUGCUACACAUUGGUUAUCCGGAGUACCGUGCACAAGCUGUGCGGAACGAGAAGUAGUUUUACCUUUUGCGCUGUGCGAUCAGCGACUACACAGAGCGGGCAAGACACCACCAGUGAUCAAAGUUUCAUUCAACAGCAGCGUUCUUCCUUGCCCGAAGAUACCGUUUUUCUCAAGUUAGGCAACAAGGUCAUUUACAUUACCGAGCCGCAGGCUUGCGAUGACAUUAGUAAGUGGACAUUGCUGUUGGGAUCAUCUUUGGCUUAUGGUCCAAGGACAGAAAACAUUGCUUUCAUCAUAGAGGCAGCAUCUGGACAAAGAAUUGACAUUGCUACACCUACCUCAUCAAACAAGAAGGUGCUUAAGUGGUCAGACUACUGUUUACCUCUGGCCUGCAGCCCUGGUCAGCCGUAUAAGGCGGUGGCAGAGGCCAGCGUGGAGAACUUCAGCCGGCUGGGCGUGGCCUUCAUGGAAGACCGGCUGUGGAUGGACCAUGGCCUCAUACCUGAAAAGAUAGUUUCUGUCCUCCUCAGGGACUCUGCACUUCAGGAACUCAUUGAGAAGAAACGGCUGGAGAUCCGUAACCACACGGAGCGCAUCUCAGAACUGCCGGCAGAAAUCGUGCUAUCGGAACCUUCGCCGUGCGAGGAGGAGAAAGGCGGGGCGGGGGGAGGGGUCACGCCACAAGUGGCUCAGGAGAGAAGUCUGCGGCCCACGGAGGGCCAGCGGGGACUGGAGGAGAGACGCGUUUCGGAGGGCGGGCGUAGCGCGGGGACAGAGCAGGAGGAGGACGGGGACUGCGACUCCGCCAGGGGCAGCCACAUGGAGGGCCACCCCCACCACCUCCACCUGUCCAGCUGCCACGAGUGCCAGGAGCUGGAGAACAGCACCAUCCUGUCGGUGAAGUUCGCCUCGGCCGAGAACAUCCCCGAUCUGCCCGACGACUACGGCGGGGACGAGGGGGAGGGGAAGGGGGAGGGCGAGAGCGAGAGCGAGGGCGAAGGCUUCGCUGGCCAGGCCAGGAGGGUCAACCCCAGCGGCAAGCCGCCCAACGUGGUGGUGUACGCGGGCGGCUGCCAGGUGCGGUUCGAGCAGGUGCGCUCAGUGCUGGCCGAGUGCGUGGACACGGACAGCUACGCCAUCUACCCCCUGCGGCCCCAGCAGGCCCUGAGCGAGCCCUGGCUUGACAGCGCCCUCCUGCUGGUGCUGGCGUCCGACGAGGCCCUCACCCCGCAGCUCCACGAGCGCUUCCUGGCCUACCUGGAGCGGGGUGGGAAGGUCCUGGGCCUCGGCUCCACGUUCUGCCCCGGCCCGCUGUCCGUGGUCCGCCGGGAGGGCCAGAGGAACCGGGUGCACCGGCUGAGCUUCACCAAGGCCGACUCCAGCGAGCUGGAGCUCAGCGUCGUGGCCAGCGGGAGGGCCUUUGAGCGGGAGGCAGCCCACGACUCCGCGGGACAGGUGGAGCUUUGGGGCGAGCUGCGCGGGGACGUCCGGGACAUGGCCAUCGUCAGGGUGACGCACGGAGAGGAGGGAGGGGAGGCCAUACUCUGCCAGGUCCGACUGGAGAUUACGCCUGACUCCCAGGAAGUGGAGACCCCACAGGAUUUUGACGAGCUCAAAAUGAGCAACGCCCGGCGCUACGAGGUUCUGACCGAAGUGCUGAGCUACCUGGGACUGAGCUGUGAGCUGAGCCAGGCCCCUCCUCCAAGCCCUGUCUACCUCCUCUCCACCUCUCAGGAAUGCCGGGGCCAGCUGCUGGACUGGCUGCAGAGGCAGGUGGAUGGAGAGGGGCUGCUCAAGUCCCCCAAAGUGAAGCUGAAAGUGGUUUCGUGUGCGGAGCCCCAGCCGGUCCUACCGGAGGGGGUGCUUGCCCUGGUCACCGAGCCCCCAGAGGUCGUCUCCCAGCAGUUCAGCCUGGAGACGUACCGCCUCAACCUGCGCACUCGAACCCUGGGCCGGAGCCUGCUGUACGCCGAGGUCACCCCCACCACCAUGGACCUGCUGGAGGGGUUGAUGCUCCAGUUGCCACAGGAAGUGGGGUUAAUAGCUGUGGCGGCCCGGCAGACUCGGGGCAAAGGUCGCGGGGGCAACGCCUGGCUCAGCCCGCUGGGGUGUGCCAUGUUCACCCUGCACGUGCAGGUGCCGGUCAGCUCCCGCCUGGGCCAGCGAAUCCCCUUCCUGCAGCACCUGGCUGCGCUGGCAGUGGUGGAGGCGGUGAGAACCCUGCCUGGAUACGAGGACAUUGAUUUGAGACUAAAGUGGCCCAAUGACAUUUACUACUGUGACCUCAUGAAACUGGGCGGAGUUUUGGUGAACUCAACACUUAUGGGACCAACAUUCCAUUUGCUUAUUGGUUGUGGAUUUAAUGUGAGCAACAGCAACCCCACCAUCUGCAUCAACGACCUGGUGGUGCAGCACAACCGUGAGCGGGGGACGGCCCUGGAGCCUCUGAGCACGGAUCAGCUGAUCGCUCGCACCGUCACCACCCUGGAGCAGCUCAUCUCCGCCUUCCAGGAACAGGGCCCGCAGGCCGUCCUGCCCCUCUACUAUAAGAGAUGGGUGCACAGCGGCACGCAGGUGCGCCUCUGGAGCGAGGACGGCCCGAGAGCCGCCGUGGUGGGGCUGGACGACAACGGCUUCCUGCAGGUGCGGUCUCCGGAGCAGGGCGUGGUCUCGGUGCAGCCUGAUGGAAACUCCUUCGACAUGUUGAGGAACCUGAUCGUAAGCAAGCACAGCUAGGCCUCAGUGGAGCCUUGGAGCAACCACCUGUCCAGCCUCUAAAGUGUUAGCCUGGCACCAAACCAUUGGCUUACACCACAAGACAUUACUGACCAAGAUUACUUUUUUUUCUUAAUGGCAAAAUGGCCAAAAUUAUUUUCUCUCAUGUAUGAAGAUUUGAGAUUGGAACCUGGGGGAACCAAAGGACAAGGAAUAAAUCAUUUCAAAUAAAGAUAUAGGAUAAUAGUUAUAUUAUAUCAAGGAAUUGAGUGACUAUUUUUAUAGAAAAAAAAGGGAGGUGACUUGUGUGUAUUGGGAAGUCACUAACAAAGGGUAAAUUUAUUCAUCUUAAUAUUAUAGUUUUUUAUUUGUUGGAAGUUGUUAAAAUUCCUAUUUGAACAGCCGUACCAUGGAUUUGGGUUGAGUAUAUUUAAUUGUUUGAUGUAAAAAAGAUCAAUAGUCAGAUUAAUUUCAAUAUAAGCACUUAAAGAAGAAUGUAGAAUUAGCAUAUUUAAUUGUUUGAGGCAAAACAAAAUAUUAAUUUGUCAAAUUAAGUAUAAACGCUUACAUAAAAUUUAUAAUGUAAUUUGUGUGUGAGUUCAGUGACUUGUUAAGAACUGUAAGUCUUCCUUUUUUGUACCAACAGUGUAUUAAGUAUUCCUGUACAUGGGGCUGAUUUUCAUUUGCUUAAAUCUUGAUGCUUUAAAUUCUAGACAUCGCAACCCACAGCUGUAUUUCUUUUUAACAUGGAUCGGGUAGGCCUCAUCGAUCUGGUAUGUGAUAGACAUUGAACAUUUCAACGUCUUCUGGUCUUCAGGUGUACAGAAGCGAAUUGCUUAACAGUGCUCGGGUGGUGUUGACGUGAUAGGUCACCCAGUUUAAUGCAGAAGUAUCAUUUUAGAUGCAAACACAUUGUAAUAGACUUCCAAAAAAGCUGGCUCCUAUCCAGAAGGCAGGAACGUGCAAAUAGAUUUAUGUUAAACAUUUAGUUUCACGGCUCUGAAUAACCAAAGGCCUGUACCCUGUUUUAAGUGUUGUGCACUUAUAUGAUCCAAAAUGAUUUUGAAACACAAGAACCUUUUUCUGUUCUUAGGGGCUGUAUGUUGGACUUUUUCUUAUUGAUGAGAUUUAACUAUCCGUUAUAAAUAUUUUAAAUGCGCAUGCUGGACUUAUACCUGGUCUUUCACUAAUUGCGUUGUUUUAGCUAUUGCAAUUGGUAGUUAUAAUGGAACAAUGAUCAGACGACCUCUCGCGUUUGUAUUUUGAAGUGAUUGGCAUAUUUUGUUGUUAAGUGAAAUUGCUCUUGAACAUCACUUGACUAAACUCCUGUGUUGAAUAACACAACAGAGAAAUUGACUGUUUGAUGUGAUAAUUUGUAUGUGUUUUCAUACUUACUAUUAACUGGAUUACCCUUGAUUCUUCACCCGUUUCAAUCAGUCCUUCAUAUAUGCAGUUGCAUAGAAUAGAAGUGAAUUUACGGAGAGCAGGUUGUGCUAACCAUUGUGGUUGUGGUAACCAUUACGGGGAAAAGAUUUGGGUUUUCCUUAGGGUCUGAGUUUGUGUAUCUGUAAAAUGUAUCAUUGACAACAAGCUGAUGAGUGUUUUAGCUUUAGUUAGUUUGUUUUAGUUAAGUAGUUUGCAAUACAGUACUAAGUAUGGACCCUCCACUAUUAAAAGUCCCUGUUCAGUCUCUUUCUUUUUGCAGUUAUAGUGUUUCUGAAGCCACAAGUUGAAGAUGUAUCUUUGGUUUUUUUUCUAAAUUUCUAAGCAGGAGGAUAAUAAAAUUGACUUUUGAUGUAAAGUAAGUCAUCUCUAAACUCAAGAGCUUGUGGUCUGACAACGGCAUGUCCGUUCUGGCACCGCAAGUUCACUCCUGACUGGCAGCCCACAAAGAGGACACACUGCUAAUUGAUUAAAAUAUAAACCACUGUGCUCCUUAUGUAAGCAGCAUUGCUCUCCAAAAGACCAAUUCCAAAUCCUCCUGUUGUGGGAGGUAACUUAAAUCUCAACUGAAUGGAAUAGGCUUAAUAUCACAGUACUUGUUUUCAUUGGCUCUUUGUGUAUGACUGGUCUUUUAAGAAUAGGUCCGGGGUUCGGUUUUACACCAGAGAAGAGCAGGCCCCUCUCCCUUCCUCUCCGUGGUCUGUCCUUCUCUGCGGGCUGUAGGGGAUAUUGCCUGUGGGAGAAUGGCUAACGAGAAACACGUUGUUGAUGGGGCACGACCGCUCACCCGUGUGGAUCGGGGAGGAAGCGGACCGCCGCGGCUCUGUUGCGCCAGUCCCCGCCCCCCCUCUUCCGGUCGCAGGUAAUGAGGUGCCGGAGAAGCCCCGGCUGCAGGUGGACCCCAGACGAGUGUGGGGUGAGGCAGCGGGCCGCGGAAAGGCUGUGUUCCCGUGCGGCGAGUAGGGAGGCCAGGGGAGGAGUGCUGCGUUUGCCUCAUCGCUGUUCUUUUAAAAGACACUUCAUUUGUCUUCGGCACCUCAAGCCCAUUGGCUCAUCUCUGCUGGAUGAAGUGAAAGUAUGCAAGCUGGCCCUCAUUUAAGAUUAAUACCCCAACUGGAUCUUUAAUUCAAUUUCGUCUAUGGUUCAUUUCUCAAAACCUGCGACUGAGAAUUUGUAAUGGUUGCUGUCGAUGAUUAAGGAAGGAAUAAUUUACCCGUGGCUGGUUUUCUCAUUGCGCCCGCGAAUUGCGUAACCCAGACAGUAGGAGCUACUAGAGUCUUCACCUUCAGUUAGGCAGUGACAUGUGAGUGAAGCUGUCUGUUCUGGCCACACCCCCGUCUGUCCUUCCCUCUGAGUACCAGCCUUCUCUGAAGUGGAAGUUAAAUCCAAAUCCUGUACCCUCGGGCCUGAAGCAGUUUUGAAAGUUCAUUAAGCAAAUAGCUCACCUUUGGAUCCAUAAAGGUGGCCAUCUCAAUAUCCUAUUAAACAAUUUGGCUGGAAGGUGUCCAGGGUCAAAAGAAAUCUAUGCUCUUCAAUAUUGGCUGCAUAAUACCAUAUCUCAAUCUGGCAUCCCUAGAGACUGAAAAAGUGCAGGAGUGCAAAGUUAGAACCCUUUGGCUCACCUUCAGGAUAAUAUCUUUCCAUUUUUAAAACUCCCUGUGCGGUUCACUUUCUUUUUAGUUCAGCGUACUUUAUUGUAGCUUCAGCAUGCGACGUAUAUUUACACAGAACCCUGAGAAAUUAAACAAGUGCUGGGAAAAGAAGUAAUUUUGCCAAGAAAAUAAAAAAUCAUAAUAAAUGAAUGACAGAUUCUUGAAGACAGAGGCACGAACACUGAAUGGCACCCCAUUGUACGAUAUAGACAUUCUUUUUAUGUUUUACACUUUGCUGCUUUGUGCAUAAGCAAUUCAUAACACAUUGCAGACACUGAAACAUUCAUAAACGUUUAUGCCAGCAGACAUAGGCUGUCAUUGUGUAUGCUUGUGCACAUCAGCUUGAAUAUCAUAAGUGACACCAUGACAUUUUUAUUUGGCAUGUAAUAGUACUACAAAUUAAAAUAUUGGUGGCGGUGGAGUUCACUGGUUUUAUAUGUUAUGGCUUUAAAUAUGCUAUGUAGUGAUUAUGAAGACUUUAUGUAGGCCUUGCUGUCUAUCUGUUCAUAGAAUUUGGCUCAGGCCCAAUCGCCCUCUGUUGAUGUGCUGGUUCUGUUCAACUGACGCCUACAGUGCUGUACCUGUGUCUAUGCUGAUUAUCGGAGUGCCUCACUGAAGGCCCCUGAUGGUCGUUUGUCUGUUUUUAAACCCUUGGCUGACUGUCUUGGCUGACUGGGGCUGUGUUCAUCAGUACACCAUGCACUUGCAUUGAUUUCCAUUGUGGGAGAACCAAGUGGAGUGUUAGUACUGUCCCUGUGGAAAUGCCCCAAAACUGAAAUUGGGGUUGUCCAUGUGAACUGGCUGAUAGAGUCCAGGAUACUUCUUGUGAUCUAUGUGAGCUAAUGAAAGACAGGGGCCAGUUUUGCAUUGCACAACAUGAACCCAUAAACCUG